AUAUCCAUAUCAUAUCUCAGACCAAACAAGAAGAAGAAGAAGAAACACAAGAGCGCGCUUUGUAACUGAAAUAUCUUCUGAGUUAACUCGAACGAGUCUCUUAUACGAUUCUCUUCUUUCGUUUCUUCCAUUAUCCGAACAAUUCGACGGUUAUUCUGAAGAUUGUUCGGAUCUCACAUUCUCUUCUUCACUUUCUACCUCAUGGCGUAUUCACUAAUUUCUUGAUUCAAUCACGUGCAUGUUAUCCCAGGUUUGAUCCACCAUGUCUUGUAAGUGGCGAAUGUCUUUAUUCAAUGGAACAAAGUUCAAUUUGGCGAUCUCUAUGUAUCAGAUAGGAUUGUUAUCAUGCGAUUUGCGCUGGGGAUUCUUAAUGGGUGACUUUAUGAUCAAAUCAGGACCAUUUCAAAUAGAUUUGAUUUGAAUUUAAUGGCAUUUGAAUCUGUGCGCUUUGUAAGUGUGUUAAAUCUGUGGUGUCUUUUCAUGCUAGCAUGAUCAUGGUGUUCGCAGUAUGUAGUCGUGAGUACUUUGAGUUGUAAUUUGUUUGAUCUGUUACUUGCUGUUAAUGAAUUUUGGAAUUUGUGUUAUUCUUGCAGAACUAAGUUUAUUCAGCUUCAGAUUUGUAAUGUUAUGCUCUGAGAAUUUUGAUAGAAUCUUCAUGAAUUUGCAGCUUUUGUGGUGUCACAUAAACCUCGCCUUGUGAUGGCCUUGAUGUAGGUGUCAGCUAGUGUCUGUCUCUGAUCUUGCUUUACUCCUUCAAUUCCUUUACUCCGGGAACUUUUCAUUUUCAUUAAUGAUCUUUGGGGUACUAAAGAUUGUUUUCAAACAAGUGCUCUUGGCUCUGGAGUUUGGCGACUUCUUGGGACGGAAGAAGCUUUAUUCCACGGCCACCUCUGUUGAUGUCUCGUAAAUCGGACAGCCCUGUCCAAACCCAAAUGGCUGUUGCUUUAUUUCGUAGUCCACUUGGUAGAGAGUACAUUGAGAAAAAGAGCAUGGGGGGGAGACAAUCUAGUGGGAGGAGAAGAGUUUUUGUGCAAACUGAAUCUGGGUGUGUAUUGGGCAUGGAAUUGGAUCGUAGUGACAAUGCUCAUACUGUGAAGAGGAGGUUGCAGAUUGCGCUUAAUGUCCCAACUGAAGAGAGCUCUCUAACUUUUGGGGAUGUUGUCUUGAACAAUGACCUUAGUUCUGUUCGGAAUGAUACUGCCCUUCUUCUUACGCGUAACCUUAUGCACAGAAGUUCAUCAACUCCAUGCUUGUCACCCACUGGACGAGAUAUGCAGCAAAAAGAUAAGAGUGGUCCUAUUGAGAUAGUAGGGCAAUCAAGUAGCCUGGAUGUUAUGAAGCAUAUGGUCAAGGACAUUGUGAAGGCAAUGCAGAUGGGGAUAGAUCCAAUUCCAGUAAAUAGUGGGCUUGGAGGUGCAUAUUACUUCCUGAACAAAAGAGGCGAGAGUGUUGCAAUAGUGAAACCAACAGAUGAGGAGCCUUUUGCCCCUAACAAUCCGAAAGGUUUUGUUGGCAAGGCUCUUGGACAACCAGGGUUGAAACGUUCAGUUCGGGUUGGGGAAACUGGCUUCAGGGAAGUUGCUGCUUAUCUACUUGACUAUGGUCAUUUUGCAAGAGUGCCUCCAACUGCCUUGGUGAAGAUUACUCACUCAAUAUUCAAUGUCAACGAUGGUGUCAAUGGGAAAAACAUCCAGAGUAAGAAGGUGGUUAGCAAGAUUGCAUCACUGCAGCAGUUCAUACCUCAUGAUUUUGAUGCAAGUGACUAUGGGACAUCUGGCUUCCCUGUUACUGCUGUGCAUCGUAUAGGGAUAUUAGACAUUAGGAUUCUUAACACGGAUAGGCAUGGUGGCAACUUGUUAGUUAGAAAAGUGGGGGCUUUUGGUGAGGUGGAUUUAAUUCCUAUUGAUCAUGGGCUUUGCCUUCCAGAAGCUUUGGAGGACCCAUACUUUGAGUGGAUUCAUUGGCCUCAGGCUUCAAUUCCAUUCUCCGAGGAUGAGCUUUCUUACAUCGAAAAUCUGGAUCCUGCUCAAGAUUGUGAGAUGUUGCGGAAGGAACUGCCUAUGAUUCGGGAGGCUUGCUUGAGAGUCUUAGUACUCUGCACCAUUUUCCUGAAGGAGGCUGCUGCUUAUGGUCUGUGCCUUGCCGAAAUUGGUGAGAUGAUGACUAGGGAGUUCCGCAGUGGUGAGGAGGAACCCAGUGAGCUGGAGGUUGUUUGUUUAGAAGCAAGGAAUAUGUUGGCAGAGAGGGAAGAACUAUCUCCACAUACUGACUUGAGGGAUGAUGAAUUCCUGUUUGAUAUAGACUGUGAUCUAGCUGGGUCGGAUCUCACUCUGAAGAUGACAAUGGACGAUCCUCUAACCAGAUCACUUUCUCUUCCUGGACUUGGAAGCGGGAAUGGUCGCAACCCAUUCUCCAAAUUGUAUGAGAGCAUUGAGGAGGAAGAAGAAGAAGGUGAUGGAGAAUCUCCCGAGGGUUUUGGCCCUUUUCCCUGUUACGAAAAAACCCCAGUGGUUUCCAAACUUUCUGUGUCACUUAAAAACAUCAUGUUAAGUGAGACAAGCCAGAAAUACCAGAAGCAUUCAGGUGGAAAAGCAGAUAAUGGAUGUUAUGGGAAUACAUCAUCAUCUGGUCAUAAGAGUGCCAAUGAGCAGCUUUCUGCAAGCUCAAGCUUUGUGAAGCUGGCUGAUAUGACUGAAGAUGCAUGGACAAUGUUUCUGGAGAAGUUUCAAGAACUGCUGUACCCGGCAUUUGCCAAGAGGAAAUCCAUAACUAUAGGUCAGAAACAGAUACAGAGGCUUGGUACCUCGUGCCAGUUUUGAAGAUGAGCAAUACUUUGGUAAGAUAGUGGACUAAAAGAAGCAAGAAUAAAGGUUUAUAACAGGUUGUUAUUAGGGUUGUUAAUAGGUUGUUGUUAAGAUAGUUCUGGUUUACUAGCUUUGAACAAGUGCUGCCGUAAGAAUUGCUGUAAAUAGGCUUUUGGUAUCAGCUAAGAGUAGAAUUUGGUUGUAUUUUGAUUUCAUUUUUUUAAUCUUUUUCUUCCAUAUGGCUUGUCUGAUAAAUAACUUGUAGGACAAAAUCUUUAAAUGAAAUGAAAUGAAACUUAUGUAUAUACUGAAA
Messenger RNA from Medicago truncatula (barrel medic), 3117 nucleotides. Its product is annotated as phosphatidylinositol 4-kinase gamma 5. NCBI's taxonomy places the organism in Eukaryota, Viridiplantae, Streptophyta, Magnoliopsida, Fabales, Fabaceae. The record is from RefSeq and is a predicted model, not a curated record. The coding region runs from base 897 to 2819 and encodes 640 amino acids. The transcript has 2 exons.